This is a messenger RNA of Charadrius vociferus (killdeer), 1497 nucleotides long. RefSeq names its product protein phosphatase 1, regulatory subunit 8 (gene PPP1R8). Gene Ontology annotation, cellular component: nuclear speck. Gene Ontology annotation, molecular function: protein serine/threonine phosphatase inhibitor activity; protein binding; mRNA binding. The transcript is spliced from 8 exons. The record is from RefSeq and is a predicted model, not a curated record. The coding region runs from base 1 to 1032 and encodes 343 amino acids. NCBI's taxonomy places the organism in Eukaryota, Metazoa, Chordata, Aves, Charadriiformes, Charadriidae.
AUGCAGUCCGGUGAAUCGGCUUCACAGGAGGUGAGCAGGGAUGGAGCUGUAGGGCUGGAGGAGCUGAGCUGCUGUUCGUGUGAGAAUUUGGUGGAGGAGGAUUGUACUGUCCUAGGGGCAGGGAAACCGCCACCUGGCUUACAUCUGGAUGUAGUCAAAGGAGACAAACUCAUUGAGAAACUCAUCAUUGAUGAGAAGAAAUACUAUCUCUUUGGGAGAAAUCCUGACCUGUGCGAUUUUACCAUUGACCACCAGUCUUGCUCUCGGGUCCAUGCUGCCUUGGUCUAUCACAAACAUCUCAAGAGGGUUUUCCUCAUAGAUCUAAACAGCACACAUGGCACAUUCUUGGGUCAUAUCCGUUUGGAACCUCACAAACCCCAACAGAUACCCAUUGACUCCACAGUUUCAUUUGGCGCUUCUACACGGGCAUAUACUCUGCGAGAGAAGCCCCAGACACUGCCAUCAGCAGUUAAAGGAGAUGAGAAAAUGGGCGGUGAAGAUGAAGAGCUGAAGGGCUUGCUGGGCCUGCCAGAGGAGGAGACCGAACUUGAUAACCUGACAGAGUUUAAUACAGCCCACAACAAAAGAAUUUCCACGCUAACCAUUGAGGAAGGGAACUUGGAUAUUCAGAGACCAAAGAGAAAACGGAAGAACUCCAGAGUGACGUUCAGUGAUGAUGAUGAAAUCAUCAAUCCGGAGGAUGUGGACCCUUCUGUUGGACGUUUCAGGAACAUGGUGCAGACAGCAGUAGUCCCUGUUAAGAAAAAACGGUUGGAGAAUCCAGGCGCAUAUGAGGCAGGUUCCCAAUCGCAUGGCAUCCAUGGGACAGCACUCAUUGGCGGUCUGCCAAUGCCCUACCCCAAUCUUGCCCCAGAUGUGGACUUGACCCCUGUUGUGCCCUCAACAGUUAAUAUGAACCCAGCUCCAAACCCUGCUGUCUUUAAUCCUGAAGCUGUGAAUGAACCCAAGAAGAAGAAAUAUGCAAAGGAGGCAUGGCCGGGCAAGAAGCCAACCCCUUCCCUACUGAUCUGAGUUGGGUUUUAUUGAGGGAGGGUGGGAGCUACGAACUCCAGAAACUGUUUAUGUGCAGUAUCGUCUUUUUAAAAUUUCAGUGUCCUAACCAGAUGUAAUACCAAGAUUGGAGAAGUGAAAUAUCCUUUAAAGAUCUGUCUUCAAGCGUUUUUAUAUGUCUGUUUAAAAGAAAAAAUACAGCUCCCAUCUCCUUAUAUAUCUGGCAGCCUUUUUUUAGCCAUUACUGUCCCCAGAGGUCUUUACUCUGAAUUUUGAUCCAUAAGUUGAAGGGGCAGAGUCACUUCAGUUUAAUUAUGGCAUGACCCUGCAAAUUCGUGCAUUUAGGUGUCGUGCUUACUAGGAGUAAUGUUGUUCCUGCUGGACUUGCUCAUAGCAUGUCAGCUGUAUCAGAAGUAAAUGUUUGUGGGGUCCAGCAUUUCAGAAAUCCCAUCGGUAUGAGUUCUAAAACUUGCAAAAUACAGGUCA